CAAACUAUCAAACGAACUCUUAUAAGACAUCAUGUGGCCUCCACAGUUAUUAUCACUGUGCAUAAGGGUUAUUGUUGUCUUUUGAACUUAUUUCCUUUUUUAAAUCAUAAAAAUCAUUAAGGUACCACUAGUUAUGGAAGAUAUCCAAGGGAUAUUUGUCAGAUAGGUUCUCUUUCUAUUAAAUCAACAAGCUGCUAUACUUACAGUUGCAGAUUCUGAUGUCGGCAAAUGUGAAAUCUCGCCGGAAAAAUUUCACCUGAAAACACUAAUCUAAGUCCUUACAUCCAUUUUCCAGCGUUUGUUUCACCCAGAAUAAUAGCGUAAUUUUGUGCUGUUUUGCGGUUUUUUGAGAUAUGCAAGAUAUACAUCCGAUCGGAGGUGGAGGCGGACGGUUUUUCCACGGUGGAGACCGUAGACUAAGGCCAAACCAUCACCUAAACCACCAACAAGCCUUAAAAUGUCCACGUUGUGAUUCACUCAACACAAAAUUCUGUUACUACAACAACUACAAUCUCUCUCAGCCACGUCACUUCUGCAAGAGUUGCCGGCGUUACUGGACUAAAGGCGGUGUCCUUCGUAACGUCCCUGUCGGUGGUGGUUGCCGGAAAAGCAAACGUUCCAAACCUAAAUCCACUCCUACUACCGAACCUGCUGACGUGGACGCUCAAGAAGAACAUAAGUCCGAUGAUCAUUCUAGUAGUGAGAGUUCUAGUCUUACUGCGACAACAACAGCUGCAACCGCGGUGAAUGCUACUUCUGGUGGGCCUACCACUGAAGAUGUGUCGGCCACUUCAUCAAACUCAGCUUCAACUUACCUCAACUUUCAUGAGUCCAACUUUUUCUUACCUCAAAGUACUAACCAAACUUUCGUUGAUCAUCAGCCAUUAAUGGAAAAUAACUCAGCAGAACCUCAGUUUCAGGACAUUGGGAACUUUACAAACAUGAUGGCGUCAUCGAAUGAUCAAUCUAUGUUAGGGUUUAACAUGUCUGAUAUUCCGGGUUACCGGUUGCCGGAAAACCAGAACUCAAAUGAGCAGUGGAAUCAACAAAUGAAGAUCCCAUCUGAUGACUUGAAGAUGGAACAGAUGGGUACGAGUUACUUGAAUCAAACGGGUCGGGUUGAGUUUCCUGGGUUACAGCAGAGCAUGGUAAACAACAGUGAACUUGCUUCACUGGAUCAGGGGAUGUAUGAUUUAACGGGAGCCGUUGAUCAUUCUUACUGGAGUCAAACACAGUGGGGUGAAAAUGAUCACUCACUCAAUUUUCUACCUUGAUCUUUUCUCCUUUUCUAACAAAAAACAUUAAACAAAAUAAAUGAAGUUGGAAAAUUGAGAAAGAGAAAGGGAAAAAAAUGGGGAACAAGAGGAAUAUGCUUCUUUUCUGAUAACUAUAUGUUGGUAUGUAUAUUCAUUUCUGAUGACAUUUUUAAGUUUGGCCUUGUUUUGAUUUGGCUAGCUGGAGUUAGGGUUUGGAAUUUGUAAUUUCUAUUAUUAUCAUGCAAAUGUAACUGACCUCUCCACGCUUAUUACUUUUCCUUUUUGUUU
This is a messenger RNA of Lycium ferocissimum, 1544 nucleotides long. RefSeq names its product dof zinc finger protein DOF5.4-like. The record is from RefSeq and is a predicted model, not a curated record. Gene Ontology annotation, molecular function: DNA-binding transcription factor activity; DNA binding. Bases 354 to 1274 code for a protein of 306 amino acids. Gene Ontology annotation, biological process: regulation of DNA-templated transcription. The transcript has a single exon. Lineage: Eukaryota; Viridiplantae; Streptophyta; Magnoliopsida; Solanales; Solanaceae.